Molecule: messenger RNA, 4747 nt
Organism: Exaiptasia diaphana
Lineage: Eukaryota; Metazoa; Cnidaria; Anthozoa; Actiniaria; Aiptasiidae
Product: protein SFI1 homolog
Molecular function (GO): phosphatase binding
Source: RefSeq, a predicted model, not a curated record
AUAACAGCUAAGAAUCUCAAUGAGAAGGAUCCAACAAGGAAUUUAGUGUUGAACAAUGGAUUAAAGUCUAGCGAACUGGAUGAUAAUUGGACGCGAAGGAACAUCUUUGGGAUGAACAACAGCAAUCAAUGGAAACAUGUUAGCCUGUUAAACUCCUUCAUAAUGGAGCCACCCCAGCAUGUAUCUUCCAGUGUGUGGGCUAUGAAAUUAUUGGAGUCAGAAACAACUCCUACAAUGAACCCACAGCUGCUUCUCAAAGCGAGGCUCUUUAGACGUUGGCAUCAAAGAGCGCGUUUACAGAGACUUGAUAGAAUUGAAUAUGAAAAUAAGAUGAACAAGGCUGUUGAAUUUUGGCGUAACAGUACCAUCCAGAAACAUUUCUCUGCCUGGAAAAGGAACAAAAUGRACCAGAUGUCCAAGGCAGAUAAGAUUUAUCAACGGCAUAUGUUAGAGACAGGUCUUAAGGGCCUUAAGUUCGCAGUGCAGGUCAGUAGUCAUGCCUCUAGUGAUGUUAGAAAGAGAAUGAACAGCAAAGUCUUGGCAAAAUUUUGGCUGAAGUGGCAAAGUCAGUUGGCAAAAAAGAAGUCUGAGAAUCUUCGUACAGCAUUCAAUAGAUGGCGAGUGUUUCAUCUAGCAGGCAAUAGGGAUAAGAUUCUCGAAGGAAUUGCCGACAAACACUUCAUGACCAAGAGUUAUAUAAAGUGGAAGAUGAGAUAUUCUGUUGAACAGAACAAYAGCAUAGCAAAGUUGAACUUCCAGAUAACAGUAAUAACCAAGUGUUGGCAUUCAUGGAGAAUCUAUGCUGCUCAAAGAAUUGUCAAAACAAGGACUAAUGAAGUUGCAAGAAUACAUCAUGAGAAUUAUCUUCAAGCACACAUGUUUAAAGUAUGGUUAGAGAAACGCAAGAGAUGCUCAGUUGCCAGCAAUCUUUUAAAGAGAAGAAUUAUAGUCAAAGCAUUUUAYUCAUGGAGAAACUGGACUCAAUAUGCAAAAGUCAUUCACCAGAGAUUCCAAAGUAUGUGUAAAGAGUACUAUAACAGAGCUCUCUUAAAACAAAGCUUUGUGAARUGGAAACAGAAGCUAAUGUUACAGCAAGCUGUUUCCUAUCAUAGCAAGCUAUUGCAAAAGAGAGUCUAUCGUCUUUGGUUUUUAAGAUAUAAAAGAAAUGUUAUUCAUAGACAUCUUUGUAAAGCAAUGGCGAAGAAGGGUAAAAAGCGUCGUUUUUUCAAGAAAUGGUUAAAUGCUACUGACUCUCAGCGUGAAAAAAGAGAAAUCUUUAUUGGGAUUAUCCACAAGUUAUUAUUAUCAAAAAUGAUGAUGCAAUGGAAAAGUCACACAAAUGUGAACAUUUCUCUUAAASAGCGGUUUGAAUUCCUAAUGCGCAAGAAAGAUGUCAAGAGAACAAGAAUCAGUAUGGAGAAAUGGUUGUUUGCAAUGAAGGUGGCUAACUUCAAGAAACAGGCCAAGAUAAACUGGACAAACCGUUGUGUCAAAAAUGCAUGCGUCGAAUGGAAACUUCUUGUGAAGAGAAAAGCCUUAGAAAAAACCUUGAUUGAAACCAGGCCAGCAAGAGAUCUUUGGCUAAUGAGAGGUUUCAUACGAGAAAUUCGACAUGAUAGRCUCAAGGAACGUGCURAAAAGCUUMAAAUCUUGUCCUUGUAUUUCAAAAAAUGGACAGAGAGUUAUGAAAUUCAAGUUGAAGCUAAAGAAAAAGCAAGAGGAUUGCAGGCACGUAAAGUGUUACUUGUACGCUGGGUGUUCAAAUAUUGGCAGCGAGCAGCAGAGUCUAAAAGAGAGCAUCUUCUCUCUAUUGAGGAGCAAGUUAAAUYGAAGCUUAGACAUCUAAAGCUAAGAAGGUGCAUGAAUGUGUGGUUGAGAUGGUACACAGUUGCUGAUAUUGUAAGAACUCACCAAGUAACACGCCAACAGCAACUCAUGCAUAAAGUCUUUCUUGCCUGGUCAGGUGUUAUCAAAGAAGAGCUGAACGCCCAACUCAACCGCUUUAGCAACAAUCUUGCACUYGACUGUUCCAUUGGGUCAGCUUCAGCAUCACAGCUUUUUCGAUCUGGAACACUUGAUUCCAAUGGGGGAUCAUUCCUCCGUUCAACACUGGACUCCACCUUAGGCUCGCAAAUGAGGUCAACUAUGGAGUCUUCAUUGUCAGACUAUUUGUCUUCUGGAUAUUGGACAACACGCAGRGGUUCUGGAAGUGUGUUUCCAGUGCGAAGUCCCGGUGUUAGUCAAAGGGAUGAUGAUGUAAGUGCUCUUACAGUGACAGAGAAGCACAAAGCCAUUGGAGAGAAGAUCCAGUCACAACACAGUCAAAGAGACUUACGUCAAAGAUUUCAUUAUUGGGUUCUUAUGACACGCAAGAGCCAAGAGGCACGGCAGUUUUAUCUUGAACGAUUGCUUCCCAGAACUUUCAUAGCUUGGCAUCAGUAUUCCUGCACACAUUCUAAUAACUGUAAGAAGAGUGCAUGGUUCAAGGACCAGAGAGUGUUAAACAUGGCAUUCAGAGAAUGGAAAAAAAGAUUUGAAGAUCAACAUAAAGCGCAUGAAUUCAUUGAGACUAGGGAAAUUGAGUUAUCCAUUGAAAUACUGAAGACUUGGCAUGAAUGGGCUACAGGUGUGUGUGCGAGACGAAGGCAGUGGCGUAGCUACCACAAAUCCUUACAACUCAAGACAAUGAAAACCAUCUUUGGUGCAUGGCUUGGUCAAGUUCAGCGACGAGAAUCAGCAGAAAAGAUGUACAAGCACUCAUUGAUGAGGAGUGUCUUGCUGUCUUGGAAAGAGGUUUGCCAUACAGCCAAGAAAAACAAAGAUAAAGCGACCACUUUGAAGAAUACAUGUGCAAGCUUACUACUGAAACAAAGCUUCAGCUUUUGGCAUAAAUUGUUUGUGCACUCCCAACUUGCCACCAACCAUGCUCAACAACAAGACAAUGCUUUGGUAAAGGAGUGCUUCAAAGAUUGGAGAGAGUUCACUCAAACAACAAAGGCAGAAAAACAUCACAUGAAGUGCAUACUUAAAAAGGUAUAUUACCAGUGGUACGACAAAUGCCAUGCAAGAAAGAAGGCAAGGCAGCUAAUAAGAUCAUGGAAAAACAUAGCUGAAGAUUCAAAGGCAUUAAACAGCAAAGCCAUGGAAGUCUGCCAACUGACUGACAAAAAGAACCUUCGCCAAGCAUUCGUGAACUGGAUGCAGGCAACUCAUAAGAUUCAGAAAGCCAAGCAUCAUUAUGCUGUCACUACGUGUAGAAGUUCUCUAAAUGCCUGGUACAGCUAUGCACACACCAAAGUUUUAUGCAGAAAAAUCCUUACUCAAGUGGAGGCAGCCAAGAACAAAGCACUGUUAAUGGAGUCGUUUUCCACAUGGAAAAACAGCUUUGAACGUCAGGUUCUUAUCCAAGAAAUCUUAGAUGAUCAUCUUCAUGCAAAACAAGAACAGCAUUUACGGUUUUGUAUGGUGAAAUGGAGGAAGUAUACUCUGAAGUGCAGAUCACAGAAGCAUCACGAUGAAAGACUUGUUCUUAAGACUUUUAAUAAGUGGAGGCUUCGUCAUUCUCAAAAGAAAGGUCUGCAGAAAGUAAUGGAGAAAGUUUUCUACAGACGCAUACGUCAGACAGCCAUGCACUGGAAGCAGUGGACCAUCAAAACCAAACRACAACAAGCUCAAGCUGAUGAGUUCCAAGUCAGUGUUGGUGAUAGCCUAAUGAAGUCGUCUUUUGCAUAUUGGGUGACAACCACCAAGAAGAGCAGAAGAGCGAAACUUCACCAUGAAAGAAAUCUCAAGAAACGGAUCUUGGAAGUGUGGAAGGUGGUGAUCAGAGAUAAGAUCAAAGUGAGGAAGAAAAUUGAGAAAUUUCAGAUGGAAGUAACGGGACAGAAGAAAGCAACCUCUCUUCCUGGACCUAAUUUUCAGGUUGMRCWGAUGUUCAAGAAAUGGCAAGCUGCAUACAAUCAGUCUCAGAAGCACAACCAGCUAGUGCAYAAUCAAUUGCAGACGCACAAUGCCUUAAUGCUGCAAGGUUGUCUGAAUCAAUGGAAAAAAUUCCUUCGUAAUUGUCAGGCUGCUAAGCAUUACAAUAUAAUGCUCAAAGCAAGGUUUUUCUUGGAAUGGAGGAUAAAAUUUGAAGAAAGAUUAGCAGUCGUCUUUGUUUCCGUUCCUGGUACCUUGAUGUCCGUGUAGAGAAACAUCUUGAGAUGAAACAACAGCUUCUUGUAGAGAAGCAUUUUCGACUUUGGMARAAGAAAGCCARCCUUAAAUCUAUAGCAUCAGUGUUGGGUGACCAACAAAUGUAUGCCAAGUAUUGGUCCAAGUGGAGAAACCAGCUGGUUCGCAAGCGAGUUGCCGAAUUGAUGAUGAAACAUGAAGAAAAGAAACUGCUGUCUGAGGUGUUUGGUGCUUGGUAUAAGAUGACCAUGAUACAGAGAAGACUUCUUGGCGAGUGGAACCUUGCUCUGACUGAAAAGUGGUUCAGACGAUGGAUGCAAAAGUACAAUGAAUCAUAGUUACAAAGUCUUGUCAUGAGAAGACUUGGCCUGGUUCGCAUGACAUUAGAAUUUUAAUCAUUAAAAUUAGAAUUUUAAUCAUUAAAAUGAUUAUUAACAUAUAGAGAUUAUAGCAAUGUUACUAGUGUGAACUGGGUUGCAGGAUGACAUAAGUUGUGUACAAAGUGUAUAUUAUUAUAAAUGGAAUUGUAUAAUUUCAUUUUUAUUGUUUUAUAUUUUAAUAAAAAGUUCUUUUC